CGCGAACGCCACCGAGUGUCUGCACACCUCGCUCCGUCUGCUAUGGCUGGUUAAAGAACCAUCCGGAUCGCAGCGCGGGGGGAGGGUCGGGUGGGGGGAGAGCGCCGGCCGCGCGUGAGGCCGAGGGAGGGGCGGCGGCGCGAGCGGCGGCGGCGGCGGUUCCAGCAUGAAGAGGAGAGCUGGCCUGGGGGGCAGCAUGAGGUCAGUGGUGGGCUUCUUGUCCCAGCGGGGCUUGCAUGGGGACCCCCUGCUCACUCAGGACUUUCAGAGGAGACGCCUGCGAGGCUGCAGAAACCUCUACAAGAAGGACCUCCUGGGCCACUUCGGCUGUGUCAAUGCCAUUGAAUUCUCCAACAAUGGAGGCCAGUGGCUGGUCUCAGGAGGAGAUGAUCGCCGGGUUCUACUAUGGCACAUGGAACAAGCUAUCCACUCCAGAGUUAAGCCCAUACAACUGAAAGGAGAGCAUCAUUCCAACAUUUUUUGCCUGGCUUUCAACAGUGGGAACACCAAAGUAUUCUCUGGAGGAAAUGAUGAGCAAGUUAUCCUCCAUGAUGUUGAAAGCAGUGAGACCUUAGAUGUGUUUGCUCAUGAAGAUGCGGUGUAUGGCUUGUCAGUGAGCCCAGUGAAUGACAACAUUUUUGCCAGCUCCUCAGAUGAUGGCCGGGUUCUCAUCUGGGACAUCCGGGAAUCUCCCCAUGGAGAGCCCUUCUGCCUGGCCAACUACCCAUCAGCCUUUCACAGUGUCAUGUUCAACCCUGUGGAGCCCAGGUUAUUGGCCACAGCCAAUUCAAAGGAAGGAGUGGGACUCUGGGAUAUUCGAAAACCUCAGAGUUCUCUCCUGCGCUAUGGGGGCAACCUAUCCCUCCAAAGUGCCAUGAGUGUGCGAUUCAACAGCAAUGGGACCCAGCUCCUGGCCCUGAGACGUCGCCUGCCCCCUGUGCUCUAUGACAUCCACUCCCGCCUGCCUGUGUUCCAGUUUGACAAUCAGGGUUACUUCAACUCAUGUACCAUGAAAAGCUGCUGUUUUGCAGGAGAUCGUGACCAGUAUCACAACUGGGAAGGAGAACCCAAGCUGUGAGUUUCCAGCCUUUUCACAGUCUUACUGAGAAUCGAGAUACUGAUGUUGACUUAGAGCUGGCAGUUUAAAAACAUACCUAUACCUUUGCUGUACCUGUCUCUCUUGGCCAUAGAAGUUCUGAAGUGGGUGUCAGUGAAUGGAUCAGUUGGACUGGUCUGAGUAAUCAAGCUGAGUAAAGACAAAUAUAAAGAAAGAUUGAUCAAAUAAAUGGAUAAAUUUUUUUUUCUUCUCAAACACAACAAAUCUUAUUGCCGUUUCACAUCUAGAUUGGAAAAAUAGAAACCUUAGUCUUGCUAAUUCUUAGUGUUCUCUUUGGAUCCAUGAACUAUGUUAAACUUUGACAUAUAAUUCUCACAUGCUGUACUCCACUGCUUUAAAGUUAUUUGUGGGCAAGGGGCAUAAAAGAAACAGUUCUUUGAGCUUGGGAAGACCCUGCUUUUUGAAGGCAGUAGCUAGGGUUUUUCUCCCUAGCUGAGGUAGAGGCUCCCCGACAUCAUAGCUUAAAGAUUAGCAUAUGUAGUAGGAGCACAA
This is a messenger RNA of Physeter macrocephalus (sperm whale), 1609 nucleotides long. RefSeq names its product DDB1 and CUL4 associated factor 5 (gene DCAF5). Lineage: Eukaryota; Metazoa; Chordata; Mammalia; Artiodactyla; Physeteridae. Gene Ontology annotation, molecular function: protein binding. Bases 167 to 1078 code for a protein of 303 amino acids. Gene Ontology annotation, cellular component: Cul4-RING E3 ubiquitin ligase complex; cytoplasm. The transcript is spliced from 7 exons. The record is from RefSeq and is a predicted model, not a curated record.